Molecule: messenger RNA, 621 nt
Organism: Carassius carassius (crucian carp)
Lineage: Eukaryota; Metazoa; Chordata; Actinopteri; Cypriniformes; Cyprinidae
Exons: 4
Coding region: 110-601 (163 amino acids)
Biological process (GO): positive regulation of T cell proliferation; negative regulation of T cell proliferation; T cell costimulation
Cellular component (GO): external side of plasma membrane
Source: RefSeq, a predicted model, not a curated record
CCAGUCCACCAUGCUAAUUCAGGGCAAGCUUCAUUGUUAUAUUUAAGCCGAAGUUUCUCCUUAACUCCUCCAAUAACUGUCCGUUUACAUUAAUAUAAACUUGUCCAUCAUGCUCAAAAGUGUGUUGCCCGUCUGUUUCUUUAUACUGCUUUUGAAUGAAGCAUCUGUGCAGGACACAGUUCAGGGUUUUAUCGGAGAUUCUGCACUUUUGCCGUGUCAUCCUAAGACCGGGCAGCUUAAAGUCAUCACUGCACACUGGAGAUAUGACGACCACAAAAAUGUUUACGACAUAUUAAAUGGCCAAGGGAAGACGAAGGAGCAGGACGCAGAGUACAAGGGCAGAACAGAAACGUUCCCUGCAGAGUUUUCGAAAGGCAACUUCUCCCUCAGGCUUGGGAAUCUCCGGAAAAGUGAUGAAGGGUCGUACUGCUGCUUCACGCCUGAGUCGGAUGAAAGCAAAUGCAUAAAUCUUCAAGUCACAGAAAAACCAAGAGAAAUCCAAGAGAAACAAAACUCAAACGGUGGAGUUGAAACCACAGCCGGGAGAAUUGUAUCUCUGUUAAUUCCUCUCUUCUCUGCUGCUGUUCUGCUCUGUGUGUGAGUGAAUGGUGACUGCAUAUA